GCAGGCGCGAUCUGUGCUGAUGUCGCAUUCAGGUUCUUCACAUAAGCUCGUACAAGCACGCUUCGUCUUGCCUUUGGUCCACCAAUGACAUCUAUUAAUAGACUCUUUUACAUAGUAAAUGAAAAAAUUCCCCUUUCUUUCUCUUAUUUCAGUCUUUUGUCAUGUCUGUUUAUUUGUUAGCAGCAAUGUCAUAUGUUCUGUUUUCAAAAAUAUAAGUCACACUAGGUUUACAACAAACCAAACAACAUAAGAACGAUAUUGCCAGCGAUUUUGCCCCCCCCUCCUCCAAAAAAGACUAGAAUCUAAGGGGGUAACUGAUGUACUUGUCUUUGUACUUGUCAAGGUCAAGAACGACCAAUCAAGUGCAUACCUUUGUAUGUAAACAAAACAGAUUACACUUUGGUUUGUUAAUAGUAAAUAGGAAACAGCUAUUUAUGAAAAGAGUAAUGUAAAUAUAACAGAAAUAAAAACAAUAAAGCCGAUUUCACAUUUUCUAAUACUAGGAAUGUCCUAGUAGGACAUUCUCCCACAGAACAUAAAGGCAGCAAAGUACAUCUCCACCAUCCCUGCUGUCCCCAGAACACUGAGCCGCUACACUCCAGGUGGAAUGGACGUAUUCUCCGCUACUCCCGUUCUCAGUCCGCCAGAGCCGCGGGGAAAGCCAGGCCCGACAUGACAGCGUCUGCACGGGACAAGAAAUUCUGCCAGCAGUCGGGGGUGACCGUCCGUCCGGAGACGGUGUGGGCUGCGGGUCGCUACAUCGCGCUGGCCGCCCUGUGUAUCCUGUGUAUCCUGUGCUAUAGCAACUCUCUCCACGGGGAGUUGGUGCACGACGAUGUGUGGGCUAUCGUCAACAAUCCGGACGUCCGACCUGGCUCCAGCCUCAGAAACAUCUUCAGCGACGACUUUUGGGGCAAGAGGAUGGCGGACAACACGAGCCACAAGUCUUACAGACCGCUGUGCAUCCUCACAUUCAAGUUGAACAUCGUGCUGGGUGGUAUGACACCUCUGUAUUUCCACAUUGUCAACAUGUGUUUGCACUGCACCGUAACCUGCCUGCUGAUGCACGUAUGCCAAUGUCACGUGUUUGAAAACCGAUGCCUGGCCUUCGUCACGGCGCUCCUCUUCGCCGUGCACCCUGUCCACACCGAGGCUGUGUCUGGUAUCGUGGGCAGAGCUGAUGUCUUGGCCUGUCUGCUGUUUUUGCUGACAUUCCUCUCCUAUAUUAGGAGUGUGAGUGGGCGUAUCUCUGAGGACUCGCUGGCCUUCACAGUGUCGUCAUCUUCGCUGUUCCUCAGUUUGUUGCUGGGCACCUGUGCCAUGCUGGUGAAAGAGACGGGGAUCACCGUGUUUGGAGUGUGCUUGCUCUACGACGCCCUGGUGCUUUGCCGCAAGCCUCUCAUGUAUCACCUGUCUAGUUCUACACUCAGGGAGCUCCUCCACAUCUGUAGCCCCUUCAUCAAACGAGCCUGCCUUAUCACCAGCUAUGUAGUGAUCAUCGUGUCUUUCAGGCUUUGGCUGAUGGGAGGAUCCAUGCCGCUUUUUUCUGAACAAGACAAUCCCGCGUCCUUUUCACCUCAUUUUCUCACCAGGUUUUUAACCUACUCAUAUUUGCUGUCCUUUAAUGCCUGGUUGCUGCUGGCCCCCAUUGUGCUGUGUUAUGACUGGCAGGUUGGCAGCAUUACCCUGGUGGAAUCGCUGGGUGAUGUGCGCAAUGUGGCCACUAUGCUGCUGGCUGUAGUGAUGAUUGCUUUAUGCCUGCACUGCAUCUUUUCACUGCAGAGGCGAGACAGUAGGGAGGUGUUGGUGGGAUUGUUGUUUCUGGUGUUUCCCUUCAUUCCUGCCAGUAACCUGUUCUUUAGGGUUGGAUUUGUCGUGGCUGAAAGGGUUCUCUACAUGCCGAGUAUGGGUUACUGUAUCCUGGUGGCUCAUGGACUUGGUCGUCUGUGUUCGUCAGUUGGCCGUUGGGGCACCGCAGUUCUCAGUGUGUCCAUGCUGCUACUGGUCCUGCUGUUCUCAUGGAAGACUGUCCAUCAGAACAAUGUGUGGCUCUCCAGGGAGGCCCUGUUCCUUUCUGGUAUCCAGACGCUGCCUCACAAUGCCAAAGUCCACUACAACUAUGCCAACUUCCUGAAAGACACCGGUCGGCACCAGGAGGCAAUUCACCACUACGCCACUGCCCUCAGGUUAUACCCCCGUCAUGCCAGUGCCAUGAACAAUCUUGGCACUUUGACUCGCAGCCCAGAGGAGGCAGAGAUGUACUACAGGAAAGCACUGGAAACCAACCCUCAGCACAACCGAGCUCUGUUUAACCUGGGAAACCUCUUUAAAUCUCAGGGGAAGGAGAAAGAAGCUGAGGCUCUGCUCAAAGAUUCGAUUCGCUUUGGUCCACACUUUGCUGAUGCUUACUCCAGUUUGGCAUCACUCUAUGCUGAACAGAAACGCUUUUCUGAAGCCAAUGAAGUUUAUUUAAAAGGUAUAGAGAACUGUCCUGACAGCUCCGACCUGCAUAACAACUACGGCGUGUUUCUGGUGGAUACAGGAGAAGGACAGCGGGCAGCCGCUCACUACCAGCAAGCUGUGCGACUCAAACCGGCACAUUACGUAGCCAUGGUAAACCUGGGCCGUCUGCUCCGAUCGUCCAAUGAGAAUAAAGAAGCUGAGUCUUGGUACAAAAGGGCACUGCAGGUGACAAGGAAGGUGGACAUUCUGACACCACUUGGAGCAUUAUACUACAACACAGGUCGCUACGAGGAGGCUUUGCAGGUGUACAGAGAAGCUGUGGCCCUGCAACCGGAGAGCACCGACAUCUGGCUGGCUCUCGCUCAGGUUUUAGCAAUGGCUGGUCGUACCAAAGAGGCAGAGAAGAUGAUGCUCGAUGUCAUAUCCAGAAAAGGCAACUGCAUAGAAUGUUACCGCCUCCUGUCUGCAAUCUACAGCAAGCGUGGCAACUACACAGAGGCUCUGGAGGCUUUGGACAAGGCCCUGCAGCAGAAUCCCAGUGACCUGACAGUGAGAGCAGAGCUAUAUUUCUCCAAAGGGAACCAGCUCAGAGAGAUGAACCAGCUGGACCGAGCCUUCGAGAGUUACAAGCUUGCUGUUGAGCUCAAACCAGACCAAUCACAGGCCUGGAUGAACAUGGGAGGAAUUCAGCACAUCAAGGGUGGUUGCCCAAGGUGUCUGCUGGCUCGUACUGCCCAAGUCUUCCACUACAGAAACCAUGUUAGAGGCUGACAGAGACCAGCAGCUGUCCUUGGGAAAUGGGCCUUGUUGGACCCAUCCACCGGUUUGAGCCCAAACCGCACGUCCAUUUAUUUCACCCCAUUCAUGGUGUUCACUCACCCCCUUCUGUCUCAAGAAUUUCAUGGAAACAUGCAUAACAGCUGUGAAGUUGGACUACACAUAAGCUGGUAGCAGAAACAGUGUCGUGUUGUGCUGUGAUUUUGAUCCAGGUCAGGCAGAUUUAAACCCAGCUUAAAAUGACCUCAACCUAAUGGCAGAGCUCAGCGGCAGCAGGCAGGACUAAUGUGAAAUCAGAUUUGUAAUAUGUGUGUGUGUGUGUGUUUGUUUAGGGAGAUUAUGCAGCUGCCAGGAUGUACUACCAACGCGCCCUCCUUCUCAGUCCUGGUUCCAAACUUCUGAAGGAAAACCUAGCCAAGCUGGACCGACUGGAGAGGAGACUGACAGGGGCUGUGUAGACUGGUGCCAGUGACAUGACACAGUGGGACAAACACUUGCUCUGGAGCCCAAACACCACCCAUUAAGACUGUUGAAUAAACCUAGUCUGUUACAAUGAUGGGCUGCGUGUAGGAGAGAAAAGAAGUAGGGUGAACCUUCAAAGAGACUGGCCCCCAACUACAGGCCCAAAGCCUUUCCUGAAGGAUAUAAAGAGAAGCUGGUAAGAGCUCUGUGCAUUACCAGCCUGCAUCAGCUUUUCUUCAACAUGCACAUCUGCUUUCAAUAUUUGGGUUUCAUUUUCUUUAAGGCACUUGAUCAGAGAUUUUCCUGAGCUCUGUGCUCUGCCUUUGAAAAUGAUUCACAUAUUUAUAUUAAUGCAAUAAAAGUGUACAGAUUUAAUGAAGGGAACGAGUGGGCAGGUAUUUUCCUGACCCUAAGGUAUCAAUAAUAAAAUGAUGUAGGUUCAGAAGUCACCUGUUUGCUUUGGGGAUCUUUCAGCUCAUGGACACGGAGAACAUCAGAGUCCACUGUUUCAUGCAAACAAACCGUGUCCCAACCUGACAUAAGACACCUACACGUCACACGAAGACAUUUUUGUGAAUGAAUGCCCAUAAACGGAGGUGUAUCGAUUAUUUUUAUGCUUUUGCGUGAAUUAAUAUUGAAGACAAAUCUCAAAUCAAGACCAAGUCUAACCUGACUGUUGGUAAGCCUCAGAGCCAAACAUUUAUGAUGUUGGUAACUUCCAGCUUCUGAAAAUUCCAAAUCCCAGCCAGCAAUGAUUUCCAUCUCCGUCAGUAUCACAGCAAACCAACUCACAUAAACUCUUGGAACGUGCUCUCAUUUGGAUUGUUGUUAUUUAUCAAUUCAAAAUGAAGCGUCUCAGCAAAGUUUUUGAUUAUUAUUUUAAAAUGAGUGGUAGUACAAUGUGGCUUUGGACUUGGAAUCAAUCUGGCACGUUUAAUUCUGAACAACUCUGAAAUUCAGCAGAGCAGCUGUUUGCUGAAACAGUGUCUUGAUGCUCUGAUAUUGUAUCCACGGGACACAAAAGUAGUCCCAUUUCUGCUGUUACAGUUUAUGGCUCCUGCCCUCCAGCAGCUGGGGACUUUCAGACUGCUAACUCUGAACCUCUCUGCAGCAGAAGGAAGUUUUAGUAUGACUGGUUCCUUGUACAUUGUUCAAUGGUAUGAGUGUAACAAUGAUAUGAUUGUAUUCUCUGAUACAUUGAGUCCAUCAUCAAAAAUCACACAGGCAGUGUUACGCUGUCUUGUUUGCAGCAUUGUCUGUCCUCAGACGUUUAACUUUACAUUUUUGGAAAAUAAAAUUUCCCAAACUCUAAUUGAAAAUGAGCAAACAUCAGAUGGUGAAUAAAAAUUUAAAUAAGUUCAUUACAGACAUCAGAUGACCUCUGUCUACGAUGUUUUUUCAGCUAAGAUAAGCAACGCACACCGCUAUCAUACUUGAGCUCCAUUCUUGGGCCUCAUGAUUAAAUCAGUAACUAUCAUCAUCAUCAUCAUCGUUUAUUUGUAUAGCACUUUAAGAACACACCAGGCAGUCCAAAGUGCUGAACAACACAGAUCAAAACAACUACCAAAUUAAAAAUACGAUAAAAUCAUUACAUACAAUAAAAUAAAUAAGAAGGUGUCAAUUUCCUACAGAGUUAAAAGCCAGGGAAUAAAAUUAGGUUUUCAAUCUGGACUUAAAGACCUGCACUGAUGACGCUUGUCUAAUAUGGAGGGGAAGGUUAUUCCAGAGCAUCGGAGCCACAAUUGAGAAAGCUCAGUCUCCUCUGCAUUUCAGCCGCGACUUAGGGACCGACAGCAACAGCUGCUCAGCUGAACGGAGCGAGCGAGGAGGAACAUGUGGCUUCAGCAAAUCAGAUAAGUAGACAGGAGCCAGACCAUUUAAAGAUUUAAAAACCAAUAAAAGGACUUUAAAACGAACCCUAAAUUCAAUGGGAAGCCAAUGCAAGGAAGCCAGAACCGGAGUGAUGUGGUCGAAUUUCCUACUACCGGUUAAAAAUCGUGCUGCCGCAUUUUGCACUAACUGCAGGCGUGACAAGGUGCCCGACCCAACCCCCUAUUAAAAGGGAAUUACAAUAGUCCAGACGUGAGGUGAUAAAAGCAUGAAUAAGAGUUUCCAAAUUGGGUUUGGAUAGGAAAGGCUUAACCUUCGACAGGCGUCUGAGGUGAUAAAAAGCUGAUUUUACCACCCCAUUUACAUGACCUUCAAAAGCACAGAAUCAAGUUUAACACCAAGAUUAGUGAUUGAACUUUUCAGAUGAGAGGUCAAAUCACCAAAAUCAACAUCUGGGGUAUCAAUAGAACGAUGCGGGCCAUAUAAAAUUGCUUCCGUUUUGCGACCAUUAAAAUUCAAAAAAUUAUUUGCCAUCCAUAAUUUAAUAUCGCUAAGACAGUCAAGCAGUGAUUGACAAGGGGAGGUAUCCAAAUGACUAAAAGGUAAAUAAAGCUGACAGUCAUCGGCAUACAAAUGAAAUGACACUCCGUGUUUACGAAAAAUCGCACCAAGGGGGAGUAAGUAGAGCGAGAAAAAUAAUGGCCCAAGGAUAGAUCCCUGGGGCACACCCCAAAGCAGAGGGGCCACAGAGGAAGAGGCCAGUCCCAGCUUGACACAAAAACACAAAAACUAUAUUAACUAAAGAAGAUUAUUUAAAGAUCUGCGAAGUAAGUGGACCCCUUAAGUUUAUAUUUGUAUAAACCAAUGGGAAGUAAGGACAGAUUCAUUUGGAUCCCACUCUGUUGGGAUAUUUAAGUGAAAAUAUGUGUAAAGCUCUCUUAAAAUCUUAUUAUUCUGGUAACAGCUGCUUCCUCUCUAGAUUACCUAAACCAUAUUUAUCUGAUCUCCACUUAUGGCAGAAGCUAGAAUAAACAGCCUGACGUCACAAGUCUUCAGCAAGUAGAAUAAGCUAAUGUGUCGGCUGCUGUGUGGAGCUCCAACUUAUGGGUUCAUGUGCAACAUAACCUCUGAGGAAUGCUGUUUGGCUGAUCGUUGUGGUUUUAUUGAUUCUGUCGAGUGAAUUUUAUUGUGGCAUGAGAUGAAAGUGAAGUGACUAGUGCAGUGACUGGGUUGCACCAAGAAAAUAAAAUAUAUCUUUUAUUAAA
Messenger RNA from Oreochromis niloticus (Nile tilapia), 6797 nucleotides. RefSeq names its product transmembrane O-mannosyltransferase targeting cadherins 1 (gene tmtc1). Gene Ontology annotation, molecular function: mannosyltransferase activity; protein binding. Gene Ontology annotation, biological process: protein O-linked glycosylation via mannose; RNA processing. The coding region runs from base 673 to 3234 and encodes 853 amino acids. Lineage: Eukaryota; Metazoa; Chordata; Actinopteri; Cichliformes; Cichlidae. The transcript is spliced from 19 exons. The record is from RefSeq and is a predicted model, not a curated record.